AUGGUGCGGAACAAAGCAUUCGUCUACAAGGAGACUCCCAAUGGAUGGCCUGUUCCGGGUCAGGACCUCGAUGUCGAGGAUAUCGGGUUCGAUGAGGCUGCACCGCCUCCGAAAGGCGGCUUGACCACCAAGAAUUUAUAUGCCUCCUUCGACCCCGGGCAACGAGGACACAUGCGAGACCCAAAAAUCCCCUCGUACAGCCCGGCCAUGCAGACUGGCAAACCUGUGAUCUCGGUGAUCGUGAUGGGGAAGGUUCUGAAGUCUGACCACCUCGAAAUUAAGCCAGGAUCCAUCGUCAUGAUCCCGAGCGCCUACACGGAGCAGUACUCCACCAUCUCAGAGUCGGUCGCCAAUAACGUGCAGGUGAUUGAGCCGCAAGAAGGUGUCCCGUUGACCGCGUACAUGGGUAUCUUGGGGAUCACAGGAUUGACCGCUUACGGCUCCCUACACGAGGUCGCGCAACCACGGAAGGGAGAGGUGAUUUUGAUCUCGGCCGCGGCGGGUGCUGUAGGUCAAGCAGUCGGCCAAAUCGCACUAAAAGAAGGGUUACAUGUGAUCGGAUCGGUCGGAGACGACAAGAAACUUGAUUUUAUCGUGAACGUGCUCGGCUUCAGCGCUGGCUUCAACUACAAGAAAGAAAAAAUGGACGACGCGAUUAAACGACUCGCUCCGGAUGGGUUGGACAUCUACUACGACAAUGUGGGCGGCGAACUCCUAGACGUGGCUUUGAACAACAUGAAGACCUUUGGGCGAAUUGUCGCCAGCGGCUCCAUCUCCACAUACAAUGCCUCCCCCGCGCACCCGAUCUACGGGGUCGCGAGUUAUUCCCAAGUUGUCCGUCGCCGCAUUCGGUGGCAGGGCUUCCUUGUUUUCGACGAAAAUAUCCAGAAAUGGUCCCGAGAACGAGACCGGAAAGUUGUGGAGUGGAUUCGGGACGGUAGCUACAAAAGCGUCGACCACAUCACCCAGGGGAUCGACAACGCCGUUGACGGUUUCUUGGGUAUCGGACGUGCCACGGCCUUUGCAUUUGCAGCCCAUGGAUCGAAAAGGCUUGCCCUGUUGGAUAUCAACCCGAAGCUGGAGGAUACGGCAGUGGAACUCCGGUCACAAUAUGCAGACAUCAACGUCUUGACCAUCCAAGCCGACUGUGGCAAGGAGGAAAGUCUGGUGCAGGCAAUCUCCACGGUCGUGGCCAAGUUCGGCCGUAUCGACUAUGCGGUCAACAAUGCCGGCAUCCCGGGCGUCCUAGGUCCUGCCACGGAAUAUAAGACCUCGGAUUUCAAAACCGUCCUCGACGUGAACCUGACCGGGCUGUGGAUCGCCCAGCGCGAACAGAUCCGCCAGAUGGUCAAGCAAGACCCUCUCCCAAACUCCCUGGGCGUCCCGGGCAGUCGAGGCGCCAUCGUCAACACUUCGAGCGUCAUGGGCCUGACCGGCUCCCCCGACGAGUUCGGCGCGACGGCGUACUCUGCGACCAAACAUGCAGUGCUCGGGUUGACCAAGUCCGAGAGCAACAUGUACAGCAGCCAGGGCGUUCGGAUCAAUGCCGUCUGCCCCGGCUUCAUUGAGACCCCGUUGCUUCGGUUCGUUGGAUCUGAGGAAGUCACCAAGCAGACGCUGCCGAUGCGGAGAUUCGGCGAUCCAGCCGAAGUUGCCCAGGUGAUUUCAUUCUUGGCCAGUCCCAUGAGCAGCUACGUGACCGGGGCCAGUGUGACGGUCGAUGGGGGCUUUCUAUCUUAA
This is a messenger RNA of Cladophialophora immunda, 1740 nucleotides long. RefSeq lists its product as uncharacterized. NCBI's taxonomy places the organism in Eukaryota, Fungi, Ascomycota, Eurotiomycetes, Chaetothyriales, Herpotrichiellaceae. The transcript is spliced from 8 exons. The coding region runs from base 1 to 1740 and encodes 579 amino acids. Gene Ontology annotation, molecular function: oxidoreductase activity, acting on the CH-CH group of donors, NAD or NADP as acceptor. The record is from RefSeq and is a predicted model, not a curated record.